Messenger RNA from Protobothrops mucrosquamatus (brown spotted pit viper), 2173 nucleotides. It is a transcript of the gene MPHOSPH10, whose product is annotated as M-phase phosphoprotein 10. Lineage: Eukaryota; Metazoa; Chordata; Lepidosauria; Squamata; Viperidae. Gene Ontology annotation, biological process: rRNA processing. The coding region runs from base 20 to 2071 and encodes 683 amino acids. The transcript is spliced from 11 exons. The record is from RefSeq and is a predicted model, not a curated record. Gene Ontology annotation, cellular component: small-subunit processome; sno(s)RNA-containing ribonucleoprotein complex; Mpp10 complex.
GAGGGGGCGCCGGAGAAGCAUGGCGGACCUCGCUGCGCUCCCGUCUCCACGGCAGCGGCUGGACACGUGUUUGGAGCUUCUGGGCGCCGCCGCGGGUCGCCCCCAGCAGUUCCUCAGUGUCCAGGAUGGCCUUGCUGCUGACUUCGUCGCCUUGACCAAAGCGCUGUACGAUUUCCACCACGCCCUCCGAGGAGAAGCUGUGGCUGGAAGCCCUUUAGAAGAGCUGGUGGUGGAGAACUUCGAUGAGGAACAGAUCUGGCAACAACUGGAACUCCAGAACCAUGCCGUCCUGGGGUCCUUGAAGAAAGCGGUUGCUAGAAACGUGGAGGAUGAGGGAAAGGGGGUGCUUUCCCUUCUCCCAGACAUUGAGGAGGAGGAGGAGGCAGAAGAUGGCGAGGAGGAGAUGGAUUUGGAGGACCAGGCAGAAAAGGAAUCCAGCUGCAGCAGUGGUCACAGUGAAGAAGAAGAGGAGGAGGAGCUUGACCAAAAGAGAAGCAAUUUAGAAGCCUCCAAAACUGGUUUUUUCAGCGAUGAGGAUUCUGAGCUGGACUUUGACAUCGAUAAGUUAGAGAAGCAAAUCCAAAAGUCAAAGAACGUUAGGAAAAAGACGGGGACAGACUCCCUGGUGGACGACAGAUUUUUCAAACUCUCUGAGAUGGAGGCCGCAUUGGAGGCAGAGGAGAAAGAAGGAAACAGAGGUAGUGACAGCGAAGGAAUAGAUUAUUUCGAAGAGAUUCUCUCUGAAGAUGAGGAGGAGGAAGAGGAAUUUGGAACAAUGAAGAAGAAGGCGAUUAAAAGUGCUCGCGAUCUUAAAUAUCAAGAUUACUUUGAUCCUGUGGAUGAGAGCAGCGGUCCCCUGGAUGAAGAGGACCGAAAUAGCCAGAGUGGAGAAGGCGGAGAAGAGGAAGAAGAGGAAGAGGAAGAAGGCAGUGUUGAGAGUACUCCCGAGAGCGCCGAGGUCUUGGGUGAAACGAGACAGAUCGAAUGUGGAAAAAGCAAAGACCUCUCAAAAAGAGUGACCUUCUCCUUGCCCUUUGACAGCGACGUGGAAGAGGAAGCUGACCCACUCCAGGGAAAAUCUAACAAGCCCCCUGAAAUGAAAUCGUCCUUUGAGAAAAGACAGGAAAAGAUGAGCGAGAAAAUAAAAUCCCUCGAAGAGGAGCUGCUGAAGGAGAAGCCGUGGCAACUGAAAGGCGAAAUUGCGGGACAGAGGAGGCCCGAGAACAGCCUCCUGCAGGAGAUGCUGCUGUUUGACCAUGCCGUCCGAAUGGCUCCUAUGGUCACAGAAGAAACAACUCUUGAGCUGGAAGAGAUUAUCAAGAGAAGGAUAAAAGAUCAAGCUUGGGACGAUGUUGUCCGUAAAGAAAAACCAAAAGAAGAUCCCUUUGAGUAUAAGAAGCGUUUGACUCUGGAUCAGGAGAAAAGCAAAUUGAGUCUUGCUGAAAUUUACGAGCAGGAAUAUUUGAAACUGAACCAGAAAAAAACUGAAGAGGAAGAAAAACCCGAGCAUGUCGAAAUACAGAAAAUGAUGGACUCUCUCUUUGUCAAACUGGAUGCCCUGUCCAACUUCCACUUCAUGCCGAAACCGCCCGUUCCGGAAGUUAAAGUCGUCUCCAACCUCCCAGCGAUAACCAUGGAAGAGGUUGCCCCGGUGCACAUUAGCGAUGCUGCCCUUCUGGCACCUGAAGAAAUCAAGAAGAAGAACAAAGGGGGCGAUGUGAAAACGGACGCAGAGAAGACCCCCGCGGAUAAAAAACGGGAUCGUCGGAAAAAGAAGCUGGUGAAACGCAUGAGGCUGAAGGAGAGGGAGAGGAGGCAGAAGCUCCUGGAGAAGAAAUCAGAAGCCAGUGCCAAGCUCAGCAAAAAAGGCUCCGAGGCCCAGCUGGAAAAGUUGACCAAGGAAAGGGGCACCUCGUUGCUUAAGGAUGACGGCCGAGAGAAAGCUUUGAAGUCUUCCAAGGCUUUCUUUUCUCAGUUACAAGAUCAAGUGAAAAUGCAAAUUCGGGAGACAAAGAAAAGCCAGAAGAGACCAAAGAAGCAGGAACUCUCUGCCCAGAAGCUAAAGCUGUGAUAAAUUAUGCAUGCUUUGUUUUGUAUAAAUUAGAAUAAGGGUUGGGUUAUUAUCUUUUCUUAAUUUAAAACUGUGCUUUGAAUUAAACUCUGUUGAUAAGCA